AUGGAGCCAGCUUUCUCCACCCCGUCCACCCACCCGGGCGCUCGCGCCCCGUCCUCCUGCGUGUCCGUCUCUCAGCGGCUCACUUUUCUUUCACAGACACUGGGGCUCGGCCAGGUGCGGGGCGGUGGCGUCGGUGGCAGCGCAGGACUUGACAGAGGAAGCCUGACACCUUUGCUGCCCGGGGGGCCACGCCGCCCCUCCUCCCUUCGGCUCCUCCAGCAGUCACCUUGUCUACGGUUUGCGUACGAUCGUACCUAUUUGUAUAUUAUAUAUUUAAUACGUCUACAACUUCUUUGUAAGAGCCUCCUGAUCCCGGAAACGUGUGCGCACGCGCCCGAGUUAUUCAGUGGGCUCUGGGAGCCCUUGUUCCCUUCUAGGCCAGCGGGAGACACAGGCGCCUCCGUCCGUGUCCGGAGCAGCUGCGUCGCCCAGGAGCGCAGGACAGCGAGUGGCCCGCGCCCCUCCCCCACCCCGCCGGGCGGCAGUUGCUCCGGGGUUUCCCGGGCAGCCGGGCAGGGCUCCGACCGUGCUCUGGCCGUUGGCCUGCAGAACAUCCACUUCUCCCAUGUAGUUCCUGGGUGCAGAACUCUCCAGAAGAAGGGGCUUCUAAAUGGCCCAGCCCAGGCUUCUUGUUCAGACCAGGCUGCUCUCCCCACACUGAGCCCAGGGAGCCACUUCUAUGCCGCAGUUGCUGGGAUUCCGGCUCCUUGCGGCGGCGACCCAGGCCUGGGCUGGGGUUGUAGGUGCCGGGAAAGCGCCUGCCUUUGCCUAGAAAUCGCUCGCUCCUUCCAGAUGCUGCCCUCUCAGAGAUAUGAUGUCCCAGCCAUAAAGAUUCCUUCCCAGGACGAAAGUCUGGCUCCUGUUAAGCUCCCAUUUCUUUGUGGGGAAGACACGUGUGAAGCUGUGUCCCUUAAUAGAAGAUGGGAUCCCCCAAGUCAAGGAAGGAGCCAGAGGAGUUAAAGGAUGAGGACACCAUCUGCCUCGGCAUGGGUGCACAGCCCAGCAGCUCAGAAGACAAAGAGGAGAAGUACUUGGCUUCACCCAGACUGCUGUCCCUGACUUUCAGGAAUCUUGGUCCCAAUAGUGCCCUCACCCCAAAUCUCUUCCACUAGCCAUCAUGAUGGGGGCUAAGAGCCUAGGGCACUAGCCUCAUAUCCUUUUUCCCUUAUUGCCUGGCCCUCAAUAGGAAAGUAAAGAAAUGGCUCAGAGGACCCCCCCUGGUCCUUCAGGUUUCAGUCCUACCCAUGUCAGAGUCCCCUCCCCCACCUCUGCACUACUCCCAAGAGAGACCCCUCCUCACCAGCCUUUUGGCAUGUACCACUAGUCCUGGAAUGCUAUCUUCAUGGCAUCUACUCAUAGUCAAACCCCCAAAUUUACUUGUUCCUCAAUCCUGGGCUAAGACAACACUCUCUUCAUUGUCUCCUUAUCUCUUUCACUUGAGCUCUUGGAGGGUAAGACACUAUGUUUCUCAUACAUUUCUGGGUCCCUGAUGUUUAGCCCAGAGCUUAGCAUGCAUGCCCAGCAUGAACUUUUCUUAAUAAAAUAAUUUCAAAAUGGCAUA
This is a messenger RNA of Microcebus murinus (gray mouse lemur), 1561 nucleotides long. The record is from RefSeq and is a predicted model, not a curated record. NCBI's taxonomy places the organism in Eukaryota, Metazoa, Chordata, Mammalia, Primates, Cheirogaleidae.